Messenger RNA from Equus quagga, 1984 nucleotides. RefSeq names its product solute carrier family 22 member 9-like. NCBI's taxonomy places the organism in Eukaryota, Metazoa, Chordata, Mammalia, Perissodactyla, Equidae. The coding region runs from base 216 to 1874 and encodes 552 amino acids. Gene Ontology annotation, molecular function: transmembrane transporter activity. The transcript is spliced from 10 exons. Gene Ontology annotation, biological process: transmembrane transport. The record is from RefSeq and is a predicted model, not a curated record.
UCCUGCUGUAACUAAGGAAAACGGCUAACUACAGGCCCUAACACAAUCUUGAGAAACAGCUUCCAUGGCCCUGCUUUGGAAGACAGACAGGGUCAAUUGAGGAGAAAGUGUGGUCAUCACACAUUUAGCGUCACGUGUGGAAGGAAAUAUUUUCUCUCAAACUUUUCUAGAUACAGUCAUUUUGUCUUAUCUUGGGGAUCACCCGUUGAGCCUCCAUGGCCUUUCAGGACCUCCUGGAUCAAGUUGGAGGCCUGGGGAGAUUCCAGAUCCUUCAGAUUGUUUGCCUUUGUAUUUCCAGCAUUAUAGUGUUCCCUCAUGUGCUAUUGGAGAACUUCACUGCAGCCGUCCCUGGUCACCGCUGCUGGGUCCACAUCCUCGACAAUGACACUGUCUCUGCUAAUGGCACUGGGAUCCUCAGUCAAGACACCCUCCUGAGAAUCUCCAUCCCACUGGAUUCAAACCUGAGGCCAGAAAAUUGUCGUCGCUUCCUUCAUCCCCAGUGGCAGCUCCUUCACCUGAAUGGGACCUUCCCUAAUAUGAGUGAGCUGGACACGGAGCCAUGUGUGAAUGGCUGGGUGUAUGACCAAAGCUCCUUCUCCUCCACCACUGUGACUGAGUGGGACCUGGUGUGUGAAUUUCAGUCACUGAUCUCAGUGUCUAAAUUCUUAGUCAUGGCUGGAAUGCUGGUGGGAGGCAUCAUAUAUGGCCAUUUAUCAGACAGGUUUGGGAGGAAGUUGAUACUCAGAUGGUGUUUGUUCCAGUUAGCCGUUGCUGGCACCUGUGUAGCCUUUGCUCCUACCUUCUUCAUUUACUGCACACUACGCUUCUUGGCUGGCCUUUCUGUCAUGACCAUCCUGUUAAAUAGUAAUAUGCUCAUUUUAGAAUGGACGUUACCCCAAUUCCAAGCCUUGGGAACGACACUGGCGGUUUGUUCCUAUAGUGCUGGGCAGAUAAUACUAGGAAGUCUGGCUUAUGCCAUUGGAGACUGGCGCACCCUCCAGCUGGUGUUUUCUGUGCCCGUAUUUGUCAUCGUUCUGUCUUCAGGGUGGCUGGCAGAGUCUGCUCGGUGGCUUAUUAUCACCAACAAACCUGAGGAGGCCUUAAAUAAACUUAGAAAAGCAGCACACAGAAAUGGAAGGAAGAAUGUUGCAGACACCCUAACUCUGGAGGUUUUGAAAUCCGCCAUGCAGGAGGAGCUGGAAGCAGCACAGAACAAACCUCCUGUGUGUGACUUGUUCCGCACACCCAACCUGCGUAAAAGGAUCUGUGUACUGUCCUUUAUGAGAUUUACAACCUUAAUUCCCUAUUUUGGCCUGAAUCUCCAUGUCCAGCACUUGGGGAAAAAUGUUUUCCUGUCCCAGGGUCUUUUUGGUGUAGUCACACUUCCAAGCAAUUAUGUUGCACUUUUGGCACUGAAUCACCUGGGCCGUCGAGUCAGCCAGAUGCUUUUCCUGUUCCUGCUGGGAAUCUCCAUUCUGACCACCACGUUUGUGCCUGAAGAAAUGCAGACCCUGCGUGUGGCUUUGGCAACUUUGGGAGUAGGAGUUUGUUCUGCCGCUAUCACCAGUUCUGCUACCCAUGGAAAUGAACUGAUCCCCACUGUAGUCAGAGCACUAGUUUUAGGAGUCAUUGGAAUUGCUGCUAACAUUGGGUCAGCUGUGGCUCCCCUCCUGAUGAUCCUAACGGUGUAUUCCUCCCACCUGCCCUGGAUCAUCUAUGGAGUCUGUCCCAUCCUCAGUGCACUUGUUGUCCGACUCCUUCCUGAAACCAGGAAUCAGCCCCUGCCUGACUCCAUCCAGGAUGUGGAGAAUGAGAGAAAAGGCUGGAGAAAAGCAAAGCAGGAAGUUAUUUCCAUGAAAGUGACAACAUUUUAAGGAAUUCCAGGAGCUGAUGCUGAUUCAAGAGCAAAAUAUAUGGGAGAAAUGAGAUAAUUUCUCAUAGGGGAAAAUUUGUAAAAUAAAUAAAUAAAAAUAUAUAAUGAAGA